Molecule: messenger RNA, 2089 nt
Organism: Ipomoea triloba (trilobed morning glory)
Lineage: Eukaryota; Viridiplantae; Streptophyta; Magnoliopsida; Solanales; Convolvulaceae
Product: 3-ketoacyl-CoA synthase 11-like
Exons: 2
Coding region: 200-1759 (519 amino acids)
Biological process (GO): fatty acid biosynthetic process
Cellular component (GO): membrane
Molecular function (GO): acyltransferase activity, transferring groups other than amino-acyl groups
Source: RefSeq, a predicted model, not a curated record
GCCCAUUCCCCUCUUUAUAAAUUCCCCCAAACCUCAAACCUCCGGCACCAACACAUUCCUUAAUCCUUAGCUUUCUCUAAUCUCUCCUACUGUUUCACAUAGCUUCUUUGCUUUAAUUUUCCUUUCCCCACAUAUUUCCUUUUGUCUUUUGAUUGAAUUCAAACCUCAAUCAAUCCAAUCACCGUCUUUUCUGGAAGCCAUGGGGGAUAAUAAUAAUAACGCCGGCGGGAGAGUUGCGGUGGAGGAGAAUCGGAGCGGCGGCGGAAAUAAUCUCCCAAAUUUUCUCCUCUCAGUGAGGCUUAAGUAUGUGAAGCUUGGGUACCAUUACUUGAUUAGCCACGCCAUGUAUUUGCUGUUGGUGCCCGUGUUAGGGGCCGUUUCGGCUCACCUCACCACUCUCACCCUCGACGAUGUGGUCCAAUUAUGGCACCACCUAAAGUUCAAUUUAGUCACGGUGGUCCUCUGCUCUGCCCUUCUGGUUUUCCUGGGGACUCUCUACUUCAUGACCCGGCCUAGAAAGGUUUACUUGGUGGAUUUCGCGUGUUACAAGCCUCCCCCGGAGGUUAUGUGCCCUAAGGAGAUUUUCAUGGAUAGAUCAAAGAAAGCCAACAUUUUUACUGAGGAAAAUUUAUCCUUUCAGAAGAGGAUAUUGGAGAGGUCAGGGCUGGGGGAAAAGACUUAUUUCCCAGAAGCCCUUUUGAGACAGCCGCCCAAUCCUUGCAUGGCUGAGGCUAGGAAAGAGGCUGAGAUGGUGAUGUUUGGCGCCAUUGAUGACCUUUUGGCUAAAACUGGUGUCAAAGCUAAGGAUAUUGGGAUUCUUGUGGUGAAUUGCAGUCUCUUUAACCCAACCCCUUCUCUCUCUGCUAUGAUUGUUAACCAUUACAAGCUUAGGGGAAACAUCCAAAGCUAUAACCUUGGGGGCAUGGGUUGCAGUGCUGGGCUCAUUUCAAUUGACCUUGCCAAACAACUCUUGCAGGUGCAACCGAACUCGUAUGCCCUAGUAGUGAGCAUGGAGAACAUAACCUUAAACUGGUACUUCGGCAACAACCGAUCAAUGCUGGUGUCCAACUGCAUCUUCCGGAUGGGCGGCGCCGCCAUCCUCCUCUCCAACCGCUCCUCCGACCGGCGGCGCUCCAAGUACCAGCUCAUCCACACCGUCCGGACCCACAAGGGCGCCGACGACCGGAGCUACUCCUGCGUGUUCCAAGAAGAGGACGACAAGCGCGAGGUCGGCGUCGCCCUCUCCAAGGACCUAAUGGCCGUCGCCGGCGAGGCCUUAAAGACCAACAUCACCACCCUCGGACCCCUCGUCCUCCCCAUGUCCGAGCAGCUCCUCUUCUUCGUCACGCUCGUCGCCCGCAAAGUCUUCAAGAUGAAGAUCAAGCCCUACAUCCCCGACUUCAAGCUCGCGUUCGAGCAUUUCUGCAUCCACGCCGGCGGCCGAGCCGUGCUGGACGAGCUAGAAAAGAAUCUCGAACUCAGUCAAUGGCACAUGGAGCCUUCGAGAAUGACACUUUACCGGUUCGGUAACACGUCCAGUAGUUCUUUAUGGUACGAAUUGGCUUAUUCCGAGGCUAAGGGAAGGAUUAGAAAGGGUGAUCGGACAUGGCAGAUCGCGUUUGGGUCUGGGUUUAAAUGUAACAGUGCGGUUUGGCGUGCAUUGAAGACCAUCGAUCCUGCCAAGCUCAAGAACCCAUGGAUGGACGAGAUUCACGAUUUCCCAGUUGAGGUUCCUAGAGUUGCCACCAUCAACGCUUGAUUAUUAUUAUUAUUCUUAAAAAAACAACAUUUAGAAUACCCAAAACAUGUGUGAAAAUUCUUGAUUAUUACUUCCAAUUCCAAGGUUGUCUUUUCAUUUCUUUUUAUUGACAUUUUAGAAGAAAGAAUUAAACUGGCGCGUGUGGCCAUUUCCAUUGUUUUAUACUUGAUGUAAAGGAGAAAGUUUUGGUGAUUGAAAACCACGUUACAGUGGAAGGCAAUACUCCAAAAAUAUAUCCAGCCAUCAUUCUCUUGAGUCGUCAAUGGCGUUUGUAGUGUAUGUAAGCAUCCUCCAAAUUCUUGUAAUUAUUACAAAUAAAUUGAUUUAUAA